Messenger RNA from Cyprinus carpio (common carp), 2314 nucleotides. RefSeq names its product protein TSLIG3A-like. Gene Ontology annotation, cellular component: tRNA-splicing ligase complex. NCBI's taxonomy places the organism in Eukaryota, Metazoa, Chordata, Actinopteri, Cypriniformes, Cyprinidae. The record is from RefSeq and is a predicted model, not a curated record.
CAGGAAUUGCGAGGACCCCCAGUAUCCUUCUACUCCAUUAUGCCAACCUAACGUUGCAGUCUUUACAGCUGCCAGAGAAAGUGCUUUACAAUGGAGCUUACUGAAACUCUUGAUUCUUUGGAGGACCUUGGAUACCAGGGUCCUCUGCUCGAGAACAGAGCUCUUGAGACAGCUGUGACUGGUGGCGCUGCAUCUCCAGAGUUCACUAAACUCUGUGCCUGGCUUGUGUCUGAGCUGAAGCUGUACUGCAGACUAGAGGAGAAUGUGCAGGCGACCAACUGUCCGAGUGAGGCUGAGGGGUUUCAGCUGGAGAUGAGUGGUCUUUUAGCUGAGCUGUGCUGUCCGUAUCCUGCUCUCGUCACCGGAGAGGUCACCAAACGUCUGCUGAAUGCAAACAACUCCCUUUUACUGCUAAGCUUCUUGAUCUCCGAGCUUGAGGCGUCUAGGAUGAUUCUGAUAAACCAGCCCCAGAAGAAGGUGCAGGAGACAGGCGGCAGUGAAGUCUUCAUGGAGCUGAAGAGCAUCUGUAUGGCUCUGGGCAUGUCCAAACCUCCUGCCAACAUCACCAUGUUCCAGUUUUUCAGUGGUAUUGAGAAAAAACUGAAGGAAGCUUUGUCCAAGGUCCCUCGCUCUCAUAUAGGAGAACCUCUACUGAAGAAACCACUGGGUCCUGUACAUUGGGAGAAAAUUGAAGCAAUAAAUCAAGCACUUGUGAAUGAGUAUGAAGUCAGAAGAAAGAUGUUGCUAAAACGUCUGGAUGUGACGGUGCAGUCUUUUGGCUGGUCAGAAAGAGCCAAGACACAUGUUGAUAGACUUUCGAAAGUGUACCAGCCUCGUCGUGUGGUGCUGGCCACUAAAUCCAAAGUGUCUGUGGCUCACCUGUUUGCUGCUAGAGAAGAUUUAUCAAAGAUCUUGAGAACCAGCAGUGGUCACAUCAGGGAGAAAACAGCCUGUGCCAUUAACAAGGUCCGGAUGGGUCGUGUUCCUGAUCGAGGAGGGAGACCCAAUGAGAUUGAAGCCCCACCUCCAGAGAUGCCCACUUGGCAGAAACGGCAAGAUGGUCCACAAGGGGGCAGUGGAGGACAGUACUACUCUGGUGGUGGUGGUGGAGGAGGAGGAAGAGGUGGUGGAAGAGGUGGCUAUGAUCAGCAAGGAGGCCGUGGAGGUCAUGAGAGAGGAGGAGGAGGUACCGGCAGAGGUGGGAGAGGAGACCACCGUGGAGGUAAAGCGCAGGGGAACUGGCAGGAUAGCUCUGGUGGAGGUGGAGGUGGAUACCAGGGCCAUUACCAGGACAGUGGAUAUCGAGGAGGAGGCUACCAAGGAGGCCAGCAAGGACCAGGCUACCCAGGAGGAGGAUAUCAGGGUGGAGGUGGGAGUUACCAGCACGAAGGCUACUAUCAAGAUGGAGGACGAAACCAGGAGAGAGGAGGAAGGGGCGGGCGUGGGGGUAGAGGACGAGGAAGAGGAAGUGGGCAGGGAGGAGGAUGGGGUGGAAGAGGUGGGCAAAAUUUUAACCAAGGUGGGCAAUUUGAGCAGUUCUUUCAGCAAGGUGGGCACCAGUAUAACCAGGCCGGCUUUGGCCAGGGAAGACAGUUUACUAGCUGAAAAGAGACGGUUACUGCGAUCUAUAGCUUCAAAGAGGAGCUACAGUUCUCUGAUGGUAGGAGACUGAGAGAGACACAGGCCUCUGAAUGAGCGGAUAGGUAUAACAUCUCAUCAUUCACAUGGUGCCUGUGGAGUCUGCUUUACAGAGAUCUCCUCUGAAUGAACAAUGUACUUCUGCAUGUCUACGGUUGGUUUAAAUUGUUCUGCUUCAGAGAUACCAUUUAAACUACUUCAGUUAUUUGGAAGUGCGUGCUUGGGUUGCCAAAAAACUAGGAUGAACUUUGUGUUGCUGGGUUUUUCUUCUUCCUUCCUCAUUGAUGAUUGACAUCGGUCCAGUCUACUGCCUGAUCGCGCUGCCCCGACAAUCUGACGAAGCCUUAUACUAGGAAGUUAUCAAACUUUUGUUAUUCUAUUUUUACUUAGGGAAAUGUUACUUUAACAUCAUUAAUUCUCAAUGUCCAUCCUAUCAAUUCAUUGAUCAGCACAUGAAAAUGUUUUUCUUCUUUUUCUUAUCUCUCUCAGUGGGAUUUUGUUAACAUAUGAGUAAAGGUCAUGCUCAUAUGUGAAUGUUCAUUUGACUGUGUGGAAACCCUGAGAUUGACUGACUGACAUGAUUGGAGCUUUUUGCUGUUUUGGGAAAGAAUGGUUACAGUUCACCUUUACAGUGUGUGAAGGUUUAUGAAUGAUUAAAUACACCAUAAAGAAAAGA